ACUGCCUAAGAUCCGCAGCCCCGCGUUUUACAGUAUGAUAGAAACGUGUAGUUUUUUUCUGCAGACAGUUUACAAUAUCAGGCAUACCUUCUUCCAAGAACAAACUCUAAAUAUACAUAGUCAUCUAAUUCAUAUUCAUUUGAAUUAUUAUCAAUAACAAUGAGAAGCAAAAUGAUGAAUAGUUAAUAAUCAUGAAAGAAAUUUCAAAUGUUUCAUGAUAUUUUCUAGUCAUAAUUAAAACAAAACAAAAUAAAACUAAAUUACAUAUUCAAUGGAUCUUGAAUCUUUAAAUAUUUUACAUGAAAUAUAUUUUCUUAAUGGAAUACAAUAUGAAAAUUUAAAUCAAGAUGAACAAUUUUUAAAUCAGAAAUUAUUUUUAUUAUUUAAUAAUUUUAAAAAAUGUAUUUCAUUACAAAAUUUUCCAUUUCUUACUGAAUUAUAUAUAAUAUCACAAAAUAUUACUAAAAUAACUAAAUUAGAAACAUGUCCAAAUUUAAAAAAAUUAUGGUUAUGUGAAUGUUUUAUUGAAAAAAUUGAAAAUUUAAAUUCAUGUAAACAAUUAAUUGAAUUAUAUUUAUAUGAUAAUAAUAUUAAAAAAAUUGAAAAUUUAACAAAUAAUCAACAACUUGAAUAUUUAUGGUUAAAUAAUAAUCAAAUUCAUAUCAUUGAAGGUUUAAAUCAUUUAAAAUUAUUAAAACAAUUAAAUUUAUCUGGUAAUUUAAUUAUGAAUUUAAAUGAAAAUUUAUUAUUUAAUCAAAAAUUAAUAGAAAUUUCAUUAUCUGGUAAUCAAUUAUGGAAUAUUAAUGAUUUAUUAUUAUUAAAUAAAUUACCUUAUUUAACUAAAAUAAAUAUUAAUGAACCAGAAUAUAAUAAAAAUCCAUUAUGUUAUAAUAUGAAUUUACCAAUGAUAUUAAUGUAUCGAUUACCUCAAUUAUCUUAUAUUGAUCAUAUUUAUAUUGAUUAUAUUGAUUUAAAAGAUACCAUUAAAACAAUGAUACAACAUAAAAAAUAUUAUUAUAUGAUGAAAUAUGAACAUGAUCAAUCAAUCAUUGAAAAAAAAAUAAAUUCAUUAAAUUUAUUAUUUAAUCAAUUACAGAAUAAAAUUUAUAUUCAUAUUCAAUAUAUAGAUAAAGCAAUAAGAUUAUUACAAAAUGCAAUAAAGAAACAAGAAAACAUCAAUACUAUAUAUGAUCAUUCCAUUUCAAUCAAUCGAAUUGAUCAAUUAAAUCAAAAAAUUAAUUAUUGGGAAAAUAUUCAUGAUAAAUAUCAAUGCAAAUAUAAUCUAUUAUGUAAUAGAUUAAAAGAACAUUUACAUUUUCGACAACAUAUUUAUGAUUUAGAAUUACAAAUGUUUGGUUAUAUAGAAAUAAAAGAGAUCAAUAAUAAUGAUCAUUUAUUUAUUGAUUGUAAUGAAUUUCUUAAUUCUAGAUUUUGUUAUCAUCAUAUGAAUGGAUCAAUAAUCAAUGGAAUUAAAAUUUUACAUUUAUAUAAAAUCAAUAAUAGAAUAUUUAAUGAAAAUGAUAAUAAUAAUAAGAGUUCUACGAAAAAUUUGAAAUCAUCAAUCAAUAAUCAAUCGAUUAAAUAUUCAACAUUUUCUGAUUAUUUAUUUAUUGUAUGUCCUGAAAAAAUUGAUGAAUUAAAAUUAUACAUGAAUAUUAUUCGUAAUGGUUUACAAAUCAAUAAUCAAUACAAAGUGACAAAUAAUUUAAAUAUAGCAGAUAAUAAAAAUUUACAAGUUAUAAAUCAAUAUUAUUCUGAAGGUAAUUUCAAUCCUUAUGAUCAUGUCACACGUUUACUAUUAAUGAAAGUAUCUAAGUUAACUCAUCCUAACCUUAGUAACAACAACAAUAAUGAUAAUAAUAAUAAUGAUAAUCAAGAAGAUCAACUAUCUGUAGAAAAUAGUUUACUUUAUGAGAAUCAAUCAAAUUGUUAUUGUCUUUCACAAAUCAAAAAACCUGAUCACUUCAAAAUAAAUUACUUUAUCCAGAAUAUAUUAAAUAAAAAUGGAUCAAAAUUUUAUCAAAACAAUCUCUGUAUUCUCAUCAUCAAUGAUGAUCGUAAUCAUUUAGAUCAUUUAAAUGAAAUUUUAAAUCAUAAUGAAUUAUUACAUAAUUCAAUGAAUUUUUAUUUAGAUCAUACUCAUUUAUUUAUAAUUGAUUUUAAAAUUACAAAAAGAUUACAAUUUUUUGAUUUUUCUAAUCUUACUUAUAUAAGUAUAACUCAUUGUCAACUAGAUAAUUUAGCAUUCAUUCCAUGUAAUAAUAAUAAUAAUAAUUUAAUGACUUUAAUUAUUAAUCAUAAUCAAUUAAAUUCAUUAGAAUCAUUAGGAUAUAUGCCUAAUCUUAUUGAACUUCAAGUUGAUUAUAAUCAAUUAACAUGUAUUAUUGAAAAUGUAUCUAUUUUAUUAUUAAAUACACCAAAAUUAGAAAAAUUAUCAUGGCGUUAUAAUCCAUGGAAUAAUGAUAAAUUCAUAAAAAUGUAUACACUUUAUAAAUUAACUACAAUUAAAUUCUUUAAUUUUCAAUUAAUUAAUAAUGAUGAUAUUCAAUUAGCUAAUGAAUUAUACAAUUCAUCUAUAAUCACAUCAAAUAUGAUUGAAAAUGUAUAUAAAAAUGAUAUUCAAUGUAAUAAUAAUGAUUUUGAUCAAAAUUUAACUAUAUUCCCUAUUGCUUAUUAUCAUCAUUAUAAUCAAUAUUUAUAUAAUAAUACAAUUCAAUCUAUAAAUAAAUUAAAUCAUUUUCAUUUUAUAACAUCAUUAUGUUUAACUCAUUGUAUUAAUUUAAUUGAAUUAUCAAUAGAAUAUAAUUUAAUUGAAUCGAUUGAUAAUAUUGAUCAUUUAAUUAAACUUCAAUCAUUAUUAUUAAGUAAUAAUAAAAUUAAAAAAAUCAAUAAAUUACAAUUUAAAUCAUUAUUGAAUUUAUCGAAAUUAAAUUUAAAUAAUAAUCAAAUUGAUAAUAUUGAUGGUAUUGAUUAUUGUCAACAAUUAAUUGAAUUAUAUCUUGGUAAUAAUCAAUUAAAACAUUUUAUCAAUAUUUUACAUUUAAAACAUUUAUUACAUUUAAAUAUUUUAGAAUUAUAUGGGAAUCCAUUAUGUGAUUUAAUUAAUAAUAAUUAUUUUUAUCAAUUAAUUUAUUAUUUAAAAUCAAUUAAAUCAAUUGAUGGUUAUAUCAUUACAAUGAAUGAUUUAAUGAAAUCUAAUGAAUUAUAUGAUGGUCAUUUAUCUUAUGAAUAUUUAUUAAAUUAUUUAAAUCAUGAUCAAUUUAUUAAUAUUGUUGAAUUAAAUUUAUCUCAAUGUAUGUUAUAUAAAAUUGAUUAUAUUGAUCCAAAUCAAUUAAUACAUUUAAAAUGUAUUAAUUUAGAAAAAAAUUAUUUAAAAUCAUUUGGCGGCUUAUUAUUUUUUAAAAAUUUACAAAUUAUAUGUUUAAAUAAUAAUAAUAUAGAAAGUUUAUUUUCAAAUUAUAUUUAUACAUUAGCUAUCAAUGAUCAUCAUAAUCAUAAUCAAAAAAUGAAUCCAAUUGAAUUACAUUUUAUUAAUUUAUAUAAAUCAAAACAACCAAUUUAUCCUUAUUUAACUGUAUUACAUCUAGCUCAUAAUAAUAUACAUUCAUUAAAAGAAUUACAAUUUCAUCGUAUGUCUAAUUUACAAACAUUAUUUUUACAAAAUAAUGAAUUAAUUACAUUAAAUGGUAUAGAAGGUCUUAAUCAAUUAAAAGAAUUAGUAUUAGAUAAUAAUAAAAUUAAAUUUAUAAAUGAUUUAACAUUUUUAUAUAAUUGGACAUUGAAUGAAAUACAUUUAGAAAAUAAUUUAUUAAAUGAAUUAAAUCAAUUAAGUAAAUUAGAAAAUUUAAAACGCUUAUAUGUUGGCGCCAAUAAAUUAACUAAUUUUAAUGAUUUAGAAAAUUUUGCUAAAAAUCAACCAAAUUUAUAUGAAAUUUCAUUAAUUGAUAAUCCAAUUACAACAAACCAAAUUCAUCGUUUAAUAUUAAUUUAUUAUAUACCAAAAUUACAAAUUAUUGAUGGUAUACAAAUUACAAUAGAAGAAAGAGAUAGAAUUUUAGAUUUUUAUAAAGAAUUAGAAUUAUCUAAUAUAAUUAAUUGUGGAAUGAUACAAUCAUCAAAUUGGUAUCAUCAGUUUAUUGGUAAAAUCAAUAAUUCCAUUUGUGAAAUGACACUUCCAGAAAUAAUCAAUAAAAAAUCAUUAAUAAAUAGUAUAACAAUAAAUGAUCAUAUAAAUUUAUCAAAUCAUUCUAAAGAAGAAAAUCAAACAAUAUUUGUAUUUGGUAAACAAAUUCAUCAACAUAUUAAUAUGAAUAAUAAUUGUCCAUUAAAUAAAACAAGAUUAAACAUGAAACAUCAUUCUAUUCAAUCAAAUAUGAAUGAGAAAAAUGCAUUAACUAUUAAAAGUAUUCAUAAUCAUUCAAAGAAUUCAUUUGUUGGCAAUUUAAUUCAUUAUCAACAUCAAUAUAUAAAACAAAAGGAUCAAUGCUCAAUGCCAGAAAUUAAUAAACUAUCUAUUAAUUCUAUUACAAGACCACUAAGUCAAACGAAUAAAGUUAAUCAGUUGAAAUCAUUAAAACGUAAUAAUAAUAAUAAUAACAAUAAUAACAGUCAUAUUAAAACGACUAAAAAUAUUACUAUCAAUGCUGAUAGUAAUAGUAAUCGAAGUGGUAAUAGUAAUAAUAACUUAAUCAAAUUCAGUGCAAUGUCGACAAAUUUUCAACGUUGAAUAUAUUCUACUGUUUCAAUACAUUAUCAAGUCACUUUUGUGCGCCUUAUAUGUAUAGUUAAGUAAAACAAAAAAAAAACAAACUAUCAUUUAAUUUAAUUUUGAUAUUAAUGAUUGAACUAUUUAUUUAUUUUUUUAAUUUUUGUUACUUGAAAAUAAACUAAAGUUGAAAAUAAGAGAAUAUAAUCUCUGAUUCAUUUUGUACAGUUUUGUGGAAAAUGUCGAAAACUAUUAUUGAUGCUCAGGUCAUAUGUAUAUGUAUAUGCUGUAAAUAAAUUAAUGUUAUUGCUCA
Molecule: messenger RNA, 5018 nt
Organism: Schistosoma mattheei
Lineage: Eukaryota; Metazoa; Platyhelminthes; Trematoda; Strigeidida; Schistosomatidae
Source: the annotation of a GenBank genome assembly